CCGAGGCCCCCGUUGAUGCCGCAGAGCUCCCCCAGCGCCGCCGCCAGCGCCCCCGACAUGGACAAGAGCAGCGGCUGCGGCGGCCCCUCCGCCUCCUCGGGCAGCAGCAAAGGGCAACAGCCGCCCCGCUCCGCCUCGGCGGGGCCGGCCGGCGAGUCUAAACCCAAGAGCGAUGGAAAGAACUCAAGUGGAUCCAAGCGUUGUAAUCGCAAACGUGAACCUUCCUACCCCAAAAAUGAAAAUUUUAGCAACCAGUCCCGUCGCUCCAAUUCACAGAAAAGCAAAACUUUUAACAAGAUGCCUCCUCAAAGGGGCGGCGGCAGCAGCAAACUCUUUAGUUCUUCUUUUAAUGGUGGAAGACGAGAUGAGGUAGCAGAGGCUCAACGGGCAGAGUUCAGCCCUGCCCAGUUCUCUGGUCCUAAGAAGAUCAACCUGAACCACUUGUUGAAUUUCACUUUUGAACCCCGUGGCCAGGCAGGUCACUUUGAAGGCAGUGGACAUGGCAGCUGGGGAAAAAGGAACAAGUGGGGGCAUAAGCCUUUUAACAAGGAACUCUUUUUACAGGCCAAUUGCCAAUUUGUGGUGUCUGAAGACCAAGACUACACAGCUCAUUUUGCAGAUCCUGAUACCUUAGUCAACUGGGACUUUGUGGAACAAGUGCGUAUUUGUAGCCAUGAAGUGCCAUCUUGCCCGAUAUGCCUAUAUCCACCUACUGCAGCCAAGAUUACUCGCUGUGGACACAUCUUCUGUUGGGCAUGCAUCCUGCACUAUCUUUCACUGAGUGAGAAGACAUGGAGUAAAUGUCCCAUCUGUUACAGUUCUGUGCAUAAGAAGGAUCUCAAGAGUGUUGUUGCCACAGAGUCACGUCAGUAUGUUGUUGGUGAUACCAUUACGAUGCAGCUGAUGAAGAGGGAGAAAGGGGUGUUGGUGGCCUUGCCCAAAUCCAAAUGGAUGAAUGUAGACCAUCCCAUUCAUCUAGGAGAUGAACAGCACAGCCAAUAUUCCAAGUUGCUGCUGGCUUCUAAGGAACAGGUGCUGCACCGGGUGGUUCAGGAAGAGAAGGUAGCACUAGAGCGGCAGCUGGCAGAGGAGAAGCACACUCCUGAGUCCUGCUUUAUUGAGGCUGCGAUCCAGGAGCUCAAGACUCGGGAGGAGACUCUGUCAGGAUUGGCUGAAAGCAAAGGGGAGGUUACUGGUGUCGUGGCUGCUCUGGAACAACUGGUGCUGAUGGCUCCCUUGUCUAAGGAGUCCGUUUUCCAACCCAGGAAGGAUGUGCUAGAGUAUAUGUCGGCUUUUGAUGAAGAAACCACCGAGGUUUGUUCUCUGGGCUCUCCUCGUCCUCUUGCUCUCCCUCUGGUAGAGGAAGAGGAAGCAAUGCUUGAACCAGAACCCGAGGGCUCGUCAGAGGCCUGUGAUGACUUGGAGUUAGCAGAUGACAAUCUUGGAGAGGGGACCAUCUGUACUGAGUCCAUCCAGCAAGAGCCCAUCCCCAAGCCAGGCUUCACACACCUGAGCAGCUCUCCUUGCUAUUACUUUUACCAAGCGGAGGACGGGCAGCACAUGUUCCUGCAUCCUGUGAACGUGCGCUGCCUUGUGCGGGAGUAUGGCAGUUUGGAGCAGAGCCCUGAGAAGAUCUCGGCCACGGUGGUGGAGAUUGCUGGCUACUCCAUGUCUGAGGAUGUUCGACAACGUCAUAGAUAUCUCUCUCACUUGCCGCUCACCUGUGAGUUCAGCAUCUGUGAACUGGCUCUGCAGCCUCCUGUGGUCUCUAAAGAAACCCUAGAGAUGUUUUCAGAUGACAUUGAGAAGAGGAAGCGUCAGCGUCAGAAGAAGGCACGGGAGGAACGCCGCCGAGAGCGCCGGAUUGAGAUGGAGGAGAACAAGAAACAGGGCAAAUACCCAGAAGUCCACAUUCCCCUGGAGAAUCUACAGCAGUUUCCUGCCUUCAAUUCCUAUACCUGCUCCUCUGAUUCUGCUUUGGGUCCCACCAGCACCGAGGGCCAUGGGCCCCUCUCCCUUUCUCCUCUUAGCAGAAGUCCAGGUUCCCAAGCAGAUUUUCUGCUGACCCCUCUGUCACCCACUGCCAGUCAGAGUAGUUCUUCAUUUUGUGUUGGAAGUUUGGAAGAAGAUUCUCCCUUCCCUUCCUUUGCCCAGGACAUGGAGGACAUGACUGAAACAGUGUGUCAAGUACCUGGAGAAAGCUUUUCAAAGAUGCUGAGGGUUGGAAAAGCAAAAGCAGAUGUGUGGCCCAAAACGGCUCCAAAGAAAGAUGAAAACAGCUUAGUUCCUCCUGCCCCUGUGGACAGUGAUGGAGAGAGUGAUAACUCAGACCGUGUUCCUGUGCCCAGUUUCCAAAAUUCCUUCAGCCGAGCUAUUGAGGCAGCCUUCAUGAAAUUGGACACGCCAGCUUCUUCAGAUCCCCUCUCUGAUAAAGGAGGAAAGAAAAGAAAAAAACAGAAACAGAAGCUCCUGUUCAGCACCUCUGUCGUCCACACCAAGUGACACUACUGGUCCAGGCUACCUUUUCCAUCUUUUUUUUUUCCCCUGUGCUUUUGUUUUGCUGCUGUAAUUUUUAAGUAUUUGAGUUUGAACAGAUUAGGGGAGGGGGGAGGGGGUUUCCACAACAUGAAGGGGGAACCAAGAAAAUUUUAAAUACAGUGUAUUUUCCAGCUUCCCGUCUUUACACCAAAAUAAAGUAUUGCCACACAAGAGAUCUCUUCCUGCCAAGGUUUUAGUUUGUUGCCAGGUUAGUCUUUUUGACCCAUGUGUAAUUAGUUUUUCUCUUCAACAUCCCCUUGGAGCAGCCCAAGCCAGAGUCGUGUAGCCCUACUCUGCUGUGACAUCAUUGUCAGGGCAUCAUGGCUUCAGCACAUUGAUUCAUUUGUUUUUCAAAAUUAGUUGACUUUUUUCUAUCAGUUGUCCUCUUCUUAAAGAAAUAGGGAUGGGAAUAAAAUGGAUUUAGGACACCCAGAUUGAAUUGCAGUUUUUUUCCUGAUAAAUAGCCAGGCUAUGGUGCAGACCUCGAUUGCACUUGCAUCUGUAAUAGAGAGGGUUUAGCCUCCUAAACAUGGCUUCUAUUAAGCAUAGGAAGCUGUGUCACUAAGGGAACCCUGAGAUCUGCCAGCCUCUAGCCAAACUUGUUUUAAGUGACAGUGACCUGCAUCGUAGGAGUAGAGGAGUCUGGCAUACCUGGAGGUAGAGCAGAGCAGGCUGCCCGCCACCUCCUGUUUUCUAGGCAGUCUUAUGCCUUAGUUUGAGCUGGAUUUUGAGUGAUGUGUAUUCUGCUGCUUAAUAAAGUGAUCUCUAGGUGUAAUAGAAUGUGAAGGCAAAUAGUACAAUAAAUCACCUGCAUAAGCAUUAUGUGCUUUCUGGUUUUUU
Talpa occidentalis (Iberian mole) is the source of this 3378-nucleotide messenger RNA. RefSeq names its product ring finger protein 10 (gene RNF10). Gene Ontology annotation, molecular function: transcription cis-regulatory region binding. Lineage: Eukaryota; Metazoa; Chordata; Mammalia; Eulipotyphla; Talpidae. The transcript is spliced from 18 exons. Bases 16 to 2502 code for a protein of 828 amino acids. Gene Ontology annotation, biological process: positive regulation of transcription by RNA polymerase II; positive regulation of myelination. The record is from RefSeq and is a predicted model, not a curated record.